UAGUAUUUCCAAACUCACGUUGACUAAUGUGUCAAGCUCAUGAUUGAGGUAUCGCAACAGUGUUCGAAAUUAGGACAAAGAAAACUAAAACAACGCUAUCAAACUUCGCUGUACUUUCACGCAGUUCUCUGUCUGGAUCCAAAGAUGAAAUGUCACGUUGAACGGGAAUAUCUCUGGCUGAAACAUUGUGAAGUCUAAAGUGGGUGGAUAAAUCUGACCUAGGUCCGGUAACGUUAGCUAUGAAGUUUGGCGACUGGACGCUGACUUUGAAGUGACAGCGCAGCGGACUUCCAGGAUCAUUCCCAUGCAGAAUCGCCCUCCCAGAUCCUUAACAGCAGUGACCAUGGAGCUCCACAUAGACCGAGAGUAGAAAGACCGCAGAGGCCACAGACCAUACCAGCAGAGGCCGUCGUCACCCAACCGGACGGACAGCCACAGGACCAGGAGAGAGGGAGCGAGAUGGGCGGAGGAAAGGAGGGCGGGGGAGCCCGAGACGGCGAAGGAGGCUCUGCCCCAGCGGGCGAAGAACAGCAAGACGUCGAGCGCGAGUGCUCCGAGAAGGAGGAGGACGAGGAGAGAGAGGGCAGCGGUGCGCCGGGAAGUGACGACCAGAGAGGGGCCUCGGUCACCGAGACGGCGGCGGCGGUGGCUGCCCCCAGCGAUGGAGAGCAGGCCCAGAGCGACGUGUCCAGCGCGGAGCAGGGUCAGGACGACGUGGAGAUGAACUCCGGCCACGACUCCAACAGCGCAAACGAGCCCAGCGCCAGUGCCGACAAGGCCAAGAAGGGCGGAGGCGGCACAAAGAAGGCCGGGAGAUCCAAGCACCAUCACAGCCACAGCAGCACAACGGGCUCCAGCAGCUCCAAGAGCUCCAAGUCAGCCACAGGAUCAUCUUCCUGUGGGAGUAGCCAACACACAGAGACCAGUGGAAGUGAGCCCACAGAGCCUGGGCGCGAACACAAGCACAAAGAGAUGAUGCAGACGGUCCAGGAGAUGAAGAAGAGGAUUCCCUCGGAGAGGAGGAGCCGCACUACCAAACCCAGCACGGUGGAGGCGCUCCACUACGCCCUCAACUGCGUCAAACAAGUGCAAGCCAACAGUGAGUAUUACAAGCUGCUGAUGAGCCACAGCCAGGAAGAGCGCUGUGACGCCACCGUGUGUUUGCUGGAGGAACUGGACAGCAUUACCUCAGAGCACGCACUGAAGAACACGGAUUCGUUUGUGGUGGUGUUCUCCCUGACCACUGGUCGGGUGGUGUACGCCUCGGAGCAGGCCUCCAGCAUCCUCAACUGCAAGCGCCGCUUCCUGGAGUCGGCCAAAUUCGUGGAGCUGCUCUACCACCAGGACGUCAACGUCUUCUACUCCCACACGGCUCAGCCUCAUCUGCCCCCCUGGAACGUGGGCUCAGAUAGCAAUGCAAUUUUGUUUGAGUAUGCCCAGGUGAAGUCCUUCUUCUGCAGAAUCAGAGGGGGUAAAGAUCGGGACGGGGAGAUGCGUUACAACCCGUUCCGCAUCACUCCGUACCUGUUGAAGGUGCAGGGCGUGGACGAGACGGAGCAACAGCCCUGUUGCCUAGCGCUCGCGGAACGCAUCAUCUCAGGAUACGAGGCUCCUCGAAUCCCCAUGGACAAGCGUAUCUUUACCACCACACAUUCCCCAGGCUGUGUUUUCUUGGAGGUGGAUGACCGUGCUGUGCCUUUGCUAGGCUACCUCCCCCAGGACCUGAUUGGCACGUCCAUGUUGUCAUGUCUGCACCCUGAAGACCGAGCACUGAUGCCAGCCCUGCACCGCAAGAUUCUCAAGUACGCUGGUCAGUCCCCCUUUGAGCACUCCCCUCUCCGCUUUCGCUGUCAGAACGGGGACUAUGUGACGCUGGACACCAGCUGGUCCAGCUUCAUUAAUCCCUGGAGCCGCAAGGUGGCUUUCAUCAUCGGGAGGCACAAAGUGCGCACUAGUCCACUGAAUGAGGACGUGUUUGCUGAGCGCAGUAGAUCAGAGAUGCCAGGUAUCUGUGAGGACAUCAAAGUGCUUCAGGCGGUCAUAUACAAGCUGUUCUUACAGCCCGUGCACAACAACGGCUCCAGUGGCUACGGCAGCCUGGGCAGCAACGGCUCCCACGAGCAUUACAAGAGCGUGGGGUCGUCCAGCGACAGCAAUGGCAACCUGUGGGAGGACUCCCACCGCGAACCGAUGACACUCCAGCAGAUUUGUUCCGACGUCAACAAGGUGAAGAACUGGGGCCGGCAGGCUUACCUGGACUCCCGCAGUAAACUGAUCCCCCUGGGGAAACGGGCCACAGAACCACGGGUGGCCCACGCUCCUGCGGCCCAGAACACCGGGGUCAGGGGUCACGUGCAGCAGUCCCUGGAAGAAUCCAGGAAGCAGCCACACAUUCCGUCCUACCAGCAAAUAAACUGUGUGGACAGCAUUAUUAGGUACUUGGAGAGCUGUACGACGCCGGGGCUGAAGAGGAAGAGUGAGUCCCACUCUAUGGCGACCUCCUCCUCUUCCUCCUCCUCGUCAUCUGAGGAAGACAAAGCUCUCACUGCUCCGUCAGAGGAUGUGACCAACCCCAAUGCGGGGACCCUCGACAGCCAGGUGUCGGCAGGCUCGGCGGUGACUGUGGCCCACACCACGGCGGCAGUGGUUGGCGCCCCGCUGACGGACAUCGACCUGUCCACCAAAGCCAUGAGCGUGGUGUCCGUCACCAGCCAGUGCAGCUACAGCAGCACCAUCGUGCACGUGCCCCAGCCCGAGUCAGAGGUGACCGCCCUGGAGGACGCCCCGAUGGGCAGCGAGCCCGCGGACCCGACCCCGACGCCGGCACGGGCCGCGGCCCCGAGCUCGGCGGCGGCGGCCGAGGAGUUCCGCAUGGUCGGCCUGACCAAGGAGGUGCUGUCGGCCCACACGCAGAAGGAGGAGCAGGAGUACGUGGACCGCUUCCGCCACCGCAUCCUGCAGAGCCCCUACAGCUCCUACCUGCAGCAGGACACCGGCAGCCUGGCGCACUCCCACCACAGAGGUGAUUAUGUCAUGCAGGCGGUGAGCGCGGGCGGCUUUAAGUCCAAGUCGGGGAAGCCCAAACACAAGCGGCCCAAGCCGCAGGACUCGUCCGACAGCCACGGAUCCACGCCGCGGCCGACGCGACGGCCCCCCAUCCCGCCGCACUCCUCCUGGCCCUCGUCCGAGUCGUCCCAGCCCCAGCCCGCCGUCGCCGCCGCCGCCGUCGUCGGGGGCUACCCCAUGCCCCCUCCUCUGGUGAUGCCCCUCCAGCCGUCGGGGCCUUACUACGGCAUGGACGGCGAUCAGCUGGGGGGGCCAAAGCCGGGCGGCAUGGCGGAGAUGCCGGUGGGCGCCCUACCCAUGAUGCCGCAGCCCGACCCGGCCUUCCAGCAGAUGCAGCAGAUGCAGCAGCUGCAGCAGCAGACGGCGCAGGGCCUGAACCCGUACAUGGCCCCCGUCAUGGCCGUCAUCCUGCCCAACUUCCCCACCUACCCGCCGGGCUACCCCGUGUUCCAGCAGGCCCCGCCCCUGGCUCCCUUCAACAUGGCCGCCUACGCCCCCAUGGCCCCCGCGCUCUUCUCCCCCGGCAGCCUGCUCAACAACCAGCAGCAGCAGCCUCAGCCGCCGCUGCAGCCUCCACUGCUGCUGGGCACCUCCGUGCUCCCCGUGCCCUGCUCGCCACCGCAGCAGCAGCAGCAGCAGCCCUGGCAGGGGGAGGGGGAGGAGGACCUGGACGAGGCGCAGCCGCCGGCGCUGUUCUCCAGCUCGCGCUCCAGCUCGCCGCUGCAGCUCAACCUGCUGCAGGAGGAGCUGCCCAAGCCCCCCGAGCCCCAGAGCAGCACGGGCCGCCCCGAGAGCCUCCACCAACCGCACAACAAAGGGGAGGAUGCCCCCAGCGAUUCAGUGAAUCAGGACGCUCUGUCCACCUCCAGCGAGCUGCUGGACCUGCUGUUGCACGAGGACGCUCGCUCAGGAACCGGCUCCAACGCGUCCGGCAGCGGCUCCGGGGAGUCGGGCGGCUCGCUCGGCUCCGGCUCGGGUUCCGGAUCCAACGGAACCACCACCAGCCACACAGGCAGCAGCAACAGCAGCAAGUACUUUGCCAGCAACGACUCGUCGGACACGUCCCGCAAGGCCCGCAAGAGCCAGGAGGCCCAGGAGCGGCAGGAGCGCCAGGAACGUCAGGAACGCCAGGAUCGCGUCCACUUUGAGCAUGCCGGCGUGGAGGACUCACUCUGGACCAUGAUCCAGCGCACGCCCAACACGGUCAUGAUGAACUACCAGAUGCUCCCAAGGGACCAGACGCAGGUGCUGAAGGAGGACCAGGAGAAGCUGCUGCUGAUGCAGCCCCUGCAGCCCUGGUUCACGCGGGAGCAGCACGAGGAGCUGGCCGAGGUCCACCCCUGGAUCCAGCAGCGCGGCAUCCCGCAGGAGAUCGACACGCAGGGUUGUGUGAUCUGCAGCACCAUGGAGGCAGAACCAGGCUCUCCGCAGUCCCCCAGCCCUCCCACCCCGGACAGCUCCAUGCCCCAGAAGGAGGAGGACCCCAAGGAGCCCAGCUUGGCCCUCAACACCUGACCUGGCCCCCCACCCCCGGGGCCCCAUCCCAAUAACCACCACCUCAUAAAGCCAACUGAUUUUGUCCAACUUCUUCUUCUCUGGGGAGCCGUCAAAACGAAGCACAGAACACGAGGAACCCAAACGGAUUCUGUAACUCCUCUGUUCCAACUCUGGUGCUGCUGGCAUCACUCAGACAAACCUCUGCUCUUUUGAACGCUAAAAACCUGACAUCCGGGUCAUGAAUAUAUGUAAACAGUACACAUACAUAUUUAUAUUUGUAUGCCUGUAGUCGUGGCAGUUUUUAUUUUUGUAGGUUGUCCAACGGUCAGAUGUUUUUUUCCUUGCCGGCCUCAGUAGCCCACUGGGCUCGGACUUUUGUGGGCCCGUAGUCUGACCGUGUCUCUGCUCGACCCCUGUUUUGAACUGAUGAAGCCGAACCGGCGGCCCUGAAUGUCAGGAAAUGUGCGUGGACACCGGCAGCUCAGCUAGCCACA
Molecule: messenger RNA, 5057 nt
Organism: Sardina pilchardus (European sardine)
Lineage: Eukaryota; Metazoa; Chordata; Actinopteri; Clupeiformes; Clupeidae
Gene: per3
Product: period circadian clock 3
Exons: 23
Coding region: 460-4581 (1373 amino acids)
Biological process (GO): negative regulation of transcription by RNA polymerase II; circadian regulation of gene expression; entrainment of circadian clock by photoperiod
Cellular component (GO): nucleus; cytoplasm
Molecular function (GO): transcription corepressor binding; transcription cis-regulatory region binding
Source: RefSeq, a predicted model, not a curated record